Danaus chrysippus (African queen) is the source of this 1251-nucleotide messenger RNA. NCBI's taxonomy places the organism in Eukaryota, Metazoa, Arthropoda, Insecta, Lepidoptera, Nymphalidae. The record is from the annotation of a GenBank genome assembly.
AUGGACGUGACAAUCCAAUUAGUGGCUCGCUACAUAACAGAGGCAUUAUUAAGUUUUGGUAUCACGAAUUCUGGAGCAUGCGCUUUGGUUCCCGUGGAGCUCUCGAAAUCCUCACUGCGACACUUCAAACGCAGCAUCUAUGAUCCUUGUUUAGUUUUCAGUGGGAUAGGGAAUAGAGUGGCCAACGUGUGUAGAUUUGUCAUCAUGAAUAUAUCUACAAGUCACGAAAGAAACUUAAAUGAUCCAAUUCCGUUUCGAUAUGAUUCCAUUUCUCCGCUCAAUGAAUGUCAAACAAAAGAAGCUAAAAGAUUAUGCAUUUUUGAUGUGGCUUACAAAUGUAACGGUCAGAAGUAUGACAUAGGAGGAACUUUUUCUGGUGAUAAGCCGGAGCUUCACUUUUAUUACACGAUUACCACCAAGUUAUAUCACUGCUAUAUUAUAAAUCUUUUUGUAUUUUAUCGUUCUGUGGGAGCAUUUGUACUUGGUAUCAGUAAUAGCACUAAAUUUAGCACUCAAGAUAUAAAUACCUCAGAUGCUAGUGACUACUUAUUCUUACCUCAAGAACUGAAAUGGAAAACAUUUAGAUCCAUUGUUCCCAAUGAGAGCCAUCACAUUAAAUCAUACUGCUUUUCUAGAAAUGAUCUUGAAAUCAUUGCCGAUAAGGGACUAUGCAUUCCUAUUGAAAUAGAUACAAACCCACUAUGUCUAUUGGACAUUGGAGCUGUCCGGCAGAUAAAAUCAAACCAUAAUUUGUCUGAGUUCCUCCAAAAAGAUAAAAAUUUUACCAUCAUAAGCAUGAGUGGAAGAAAAUAUGAAAUAAAUAAGAUUGUGCUACUGGCUCACAGUCCAGUGUUGAGAGACAUUGUUAGGAACACAAAUUCUAAUACCCUGAUGCUUGAUAUUGAUGAUAGUAAGAUGGAGAUUCUAUUGGAAUAUCUGUAUACAGGCACCAUACAAGACAUUGUGCCACAGAAACAUGACUCCAUAUUUGGCUUAGCCGAACAAUUCCAACUAGAUAACCUUAAGAUACUCCAGAAUGUGAUCUGUGAACAAAUGAAUAUUAAUAAUGCAAUUGAUUUGCUUGUGUUAUCAGAAAAACAUAAUCUGUACAAACUUAGACAGGAGGUGUUUACAUUUAUAAAAGAAAACCCAGCGGUUCUGGACAGUGAGUCUUGGAAGAAUUUGAAAGAUUUAGAUCUCACUAAGAAAAUAUUCAAAGAACUGGCAUUGAGUCAAAAAAUGCAAAUGUAA